Molecule: messenger RNA, 2251 nt
Organism: Pseudomassariella vexata
Lineage: Eukaryota; Fungi; Ascomycota; Sordariomycetes; Amphisphaeriales; Pseudomassariaceae
Product: amino acid permease
Exons: 7
Coding region: 342-2006 (554 amino acids)
Biological process (GO): transmembrane transport
Cellular component (GO): membrane
Molecular function (GO): transmembrane transporter activity
Source: RefSeq, a predicted model, not a curated record
CUCUGUGUCUGCGCAACGAUUGCAAUUACCAAGUGAAGCUUGCACCCCUGCGGAGUGAUACAAAUCACCCCGCGAACCUGCGUGGCGAUAGGGCCCCGGUUGGCAAUCAGCAAGACAUAGAAGAUAACCACCCUUUCGGUUGGUAGUCAUAUGCGGGAUCCUACCCUGCGGUGCAACAUUUUAAAAUGCAUCGAAACUCUCUCUCAUCAACCAUUCCCAAGCUCAUCAUAGGCGCUUUCGCAGCUUACAACAACUCCCUCCUAGAGUAGCGCAAAACGCACAAUUUCACAGUGCCGCGGAAGAUUCACCCCAACCAGCCGAUAUAGCGAGAUCUACUCAACAUGGCUGUUGACGCAACGCUCCCGCCACCGGCGACGAGCGUGUUGGGGAGCGGGGACCUGCCUGAUGGGCUCGAGGAGAUGUCGGAUGACGAGGCAGCCCUGGCAGCUCUGGGGUACAAGCAACAGUUCAAGCGCGAGUUCUCUGCCUGGACAACUUUCGCCGUGUCGUUUGCCGUCAUGGGGCUUUUGCCGAGUAUCGCGACGACCAUGUGGUAUGGGAUCGGGUACGCGGGUCCGGCGGCGAACACGUGGGGCUGGCUUAUAUCAGUUGUGUUCAUUAUGUGUGUCGCUGCAUCAAUGGCAGAACUAGCUAGCAGCAUGCCUACCUCCGGUGGGCUGUACUACGCAGCGGCCGUCUUAGCAGGGCCGAAAUAUGGUCCGUUCGCAGCUUGGAUAACGGGCUGGAGCAACUGGCUUGUCCAAGUCACAGGGGCGCCCUCAGUGGAUUAUGGGUGUGCUGGUAUGAUUCUCGCUGCGGCCUCGAUCACGAACCCGUCCUAUGUUCCCAACGAAUGGCAGACCUUUCUGCUAACGGUCUUCAUCAUGAUUCUCCACGCGCUCAUUAGCAGUAUGCCUACGUUGUGGAUAGCGCAAUUCAAUUCCGUUGGGACAGUGAUAAACAUCGCUUGUCUUGUCGUGACCAUCAUCAUCAUCCCAGCAGCUGCAAUCAGCCAGCCCAAGUUCCAGCCCAAUGAGGUAGCGUGGGGGGUUCAGAACUUUACCGAGUUUCCCGAUGGUAUCGCGGUGCUGAUGAGCUUCCUCGCUAUUAUUUGGACUACAUCGGGGUUCGAUGCAUCGUACCACUUGUCGGAGGAGUGCUCGAACGCGGCUAUCGCCACACCGCGCUCAAUCAUCAUGACUGCUGGGUCCGGCUCCGUUAUGGGAUUCUUCCUGAACCUCGUGAUAGCGUACACCAUCACCGACGUAGGUGAGGUGAUGGAAAGUGAUCUCGGCCAACCCUGGGCAGCCUACCUAAUCCAGAUCCUCCCCCAACCUGUAGCCCUGGCCGUUCUGGCCAUGACAAUCAUCUGCGCCUUCAGUAUGGGCCAGGGGUGCAUGGUGGCCGCGAGCCGCGUGUGCUUCGCCUACGCGCGAGAUGAUUGUUUUGGCUACUUGAGCCCUGCGCUUAAAAAGGUCAACCGACAUACUCUCACGCCUGUCAACGCCGUCUGGUUCAACACUUUCAUAGGGGUGUUGCUCAUGUUGCUCAUCUUCGGCGGUGUGGCCAUUGGGGCCAUCUUCUCUAUUGGAGCCCUUGGCUCGUACAUAGCGUUCACGACCCCUAUUUUGAUUAAGACGGUCUUUGUGGGGAAUAAUUUCCGGAGAGGCCCUUGGCAUCUGGGAAAAUUCAGUAUGGCGUUGGGGAUCUUGUCGUGCUGCUUUGUGUUGGUUAUGUUGCCGAUUUUGUGUUUUCCCACGGUUACUGGGGAUGAUCUAACGCCCGAGUUGAUGAACUGGACAUCUUUGGUUUACUUUGGGCCGAUGCUCUUCAUCGUCAUUUGGUUCUUCGUCGACGCCCAUAAGUGGUUCAAGGGGCCAAAGAUCAACAUCGAGCAUCACAUGUUACAUCAGGAUCUAAGGACGCAUCCAGGGGUGGUUGGUGUCGACCCUAAGGCGGAUGAAGGCGAUGAUCAGGGAUCCACAGACAAGACUUCACCGGUUUAGCCAGAUCAAGCGUCUCGUUACAGCUGCCAGUGGAUAUGGUUCAGAUAACUCUGUCGAGGGUGAUGGAUCAUAGUUGUUCCAUUAUGAAGGAAUUGACACCCAAAGCCUUUGACAAAUUUUGGCCAAACUCUGAAAUUUUGAUGAACUUGAAGACACUAAUAUCACAAAUGCCACCAAGAGAGUUUUAGGUCUUUGAAACAUCUUCUCAAAGACUGAGCAAAUCUUCCCUACAGCUAAGUUCUAAA